This is a messenger RNA of Brassica napus (rape), 4067 nucleotides long. Its product is annotated as protein EXPORTIN 1B-like. Gene Ontology annotation, molecular function: nuclear export signal receptor activity; small GTPase binding. Gene Ontology annotation, cellular component: nucleus; cytoplasm. The record is from RefSeq and is a predicted model, not a curated record. Gene Ontology annotation, biological process: ribosomal large subunit export from nucleus; protein export from nucleus; ribosomal small subunit export from nucleus. Lineage: Eukaryota; Viridiplantae; Streptophyta; Magnoliopsida; Brassicales; Brassicaceae. The coding region runs from base 649 to 3954 and encodes 1101 amino acids. The transcript has 29 exons.
GAGAAAAAAACUAUAACUAAUAACAUUGUUUAUCACAUACAAAAAUUAUGAAUGAAUACCAUAUAAGGUUUAAAUAGUCUAAAUAAUUUAUUACCUUUUAUCAAUUAAACAAUAUAAAGAAAUAUAUUUUUGCUUAUUGUGCCAGCAAAGAUGUAGAAAUAAUGUGUCAAUAUGCAAUACUAUUUAUUGACUUAUUUAGUUAUUUUACAUGAAUGCAUUGUAUUUUAUUAUAAACUUCCAUGUAAUCCAUGUUUAUCUUUUGAAUGCCACAUAUAUAAAUAUAAAAAUCAAAUAUUACAAAAAAUAACAAGAAAACAAAAAAAUAAUCUAGAAAUAAUGUAUACAUAUAUGGUACCAUAUAUUGACUUAUUUAGUUAUUUUAUAUGAAUGCAUUGUAUUUUAUCAUAAACAUUCCUUAUAAUUUCAUGUAAAUCUUUGAAUUCCAUAUAUAUAUAUAAACAUAUAUAUAUAUAUUCAGCAAAUACCAUAUAUAUAAAUAUAUAAAAUAAUAAGAAAAAAAAAUCUAUACAAAUAUGUUUUCCUUCACAUUUUCCCUCACUUGAGCAUUUUCUGUACGUUUCUUGGCCUCCAUAUAUUCAGUCUCGUGUGGAGUCUCUCUUUUGUUUUGUUUUGCGCAUAUUCCCAACCAUGGCUGCUGAGAGGUUAAGGGACUUGAGUAAGCCUAUGGACGUCGCUUUACUCGAUGCCACCGUUGAUUUCUUUUAUGCUACAGGAUCUAAGGAAGAAAGAGCUGCUGCGGAUAAUAUCUUACGGGAUUUGAAAGCUAAUCCGGAUACUUGGCUUCAAGUGGCUCACAUCCUGCAGAACACCAGGAGUACGCAUACCAAGUAUUUUGCCCUUCAGGUGCUAGAAGGUGUUAUCAAAUAUAGGUGGAAGGCAUUACCAGUUGUACAACGUGAUGGAAUGAAAAUGUACAUCUCUGACGUCAUUGUGCAGCUUUCAAAGAACGAAGAAUCUUUCAGAUCGGAAAGGUUUUAUAUCAACAAGUUAAAUCUCAUCUUGGUUCAGAUCUUGAAACAUGAAUGGCCGGCGAACUGGAGAAGCUUUAUACCUGAUCUAGUUAAUGCUGCUAAAACCAGCGAAUCUAUCUGUGAGAAUGGCAUGGCUAUUUUGAAACUCCUAAGUGAAGAGAUCUUUAAUUUCUCAAAAGGAGAGAUGAUUCAGAGAAAGAUAAACGAUCUGAAAGAGUCUCUAAACAGCGAGUUUAAAUUCAUUCACGAGUUAUGUCUAUAUGUUCUCUCAGCUUCCAAAAGACCAGCACUUAUACGUGCAACGCUAUCUGCAUUGCAUGCCUAUCUUUCUUGGAUUCCGCUUCCGUAUAUUUUCCAGUCACCUUUGCUGGAAACCCUCCUUACGUUCUUCUCUGUGCCGGCAUACAGGAAUCUCACUCUUCAAUGUCUGUCAAAGGUUGCAGCACUUAAAUAUGAAAAGCACUACAGAAACCAAGUUGUCCAAAUGUACAUGAUUUUCAUGAAACAUUUGGAGGGAAUGCUUCCUUUUAAUAUUAAUAUCCCAGAGGCAUAUUCAGCUGGAAGUAAUGAAGAACAGGCUUUUAUCCAGAACUUGGCACUCUUUUUCACUUCGUUUUUCAAGGUAAUUUUCUUUCUUUUUGAAGCCAAAAGGGGGAGGGUUUUGCAUUUGAUUUUUGUAGCCUUUUUUUUCUUUUGCUUUUUAUGCAUUUCAAACAUAAUACGGUGUUUAAUGUUCUUCUUGUUGCAGCUACAUAUAAAUAUCCUAGAAACUACAUCCGAAACUAUUCCCUUCCUACUUGCUGGUCUGGAAUAUCUCAUUAAAAUAUCAUAUGUUGAUGACACUGAAGUGUUCAAGGUUUGUUGUGACUACUGGCAUUUACUAGUUUCGGAGUUGUUUACAUCAGGUCAACGAGUAAGUCACCCCUGCACUAACUCCAAGCCUCUUAGGAUUCCAAAUAUGGUUUUUCAUCCUCCUACGGUUGGGAGCAUCGAACCUGAAAUCACAACACCAAAAAUACUUUACUCUGAUCAACUAUCAAAAUUAAGGGGGCUCAUGAUUAAUAGCAUGGCUAAGCCUGAAGAAGUGCUAAUUGUUGAAGAUGAAAAUGGGAACAUUGUCCGCGAAACUAUGAAGGAUUGUGAUGUUUUUCUCCAGUAUAAGAUAAUGCGGGAGACAUUGAUCUUCCUCACACACUUCGAUAAUGAUGACACUGAAAGACAGAUGUUGAGUAAGCUAAGCAAACAGAUAAACAAAAAAGAAUGGACACGGAAUGAUCUGAACACUUUGUGCUGGGCUAUUGGGUCUAUUUCUGGUUCCAUGGAUGUAGCAAAUGAAGACAGAUUUCUAGUGAAGGUUAUUCGUGCUUUAUUAAGUUUCAGUGGAAUCAUGAAGGGAAAUGACGAUAAAGAUGUUAUCGCGAGCAACAUCAUGUAUGUUUUUGGACAGUAUCCAAGAUUCUUAAAGGGCAAUUGGCAGUAUAUGAUGGUGGUUGUUAAGAAGUUGUUUGACUUCAUGCAUUCGACUCAACCGGGUGUUAAGGACAUGGCUUGUGAUACAUUCUUAAAGAUUGCUCAGCAAUGCAAACGCAUAUUCCUUGUUGUUCAGGUUGGAAAAGAGGAGCCAUUUGUAUCUGAAGUUCUAGCAAGCCUUAGUACAACUACUAAACAUCUUGGGCCUCAUCAGAUUCAAACUUUUUAUGAAUCUGUUGCUUGUAUAAUCGAGGCUGAAUCAGAUCCUCAGAAGAGACGUGAAUACAUCAAGUGGUUGAUGGCUCUCCCUAAUCAGAGAUGGGCAGAGAUUAUAGGAGAAGCACGUCAGAAUGUUGAUUUCCUCAAAGACCCUGAUGUGAUACAUAAUGUGCUUACUAUCCUCCAAACAAAUACAAGAGUUGCAGCUUCACUGGGAAAAUACUUCUUAUUUCAAAUUUCAUCGAUCUUCUUGGCUAUUCUGAAUAUUUACAAGAUGUACAGUGAACUCGUGUCAAGCAGCAUUGGUGAUAGUGGCCCGUGUGCUUCGAGGAUAUCUUUGAUUAAGCUUCUAAGGUCUGUUAAGAGAGAAAUCCUGAACCUGAUAAAAACGUUUCUAGACAAAGAUGAAAAAAACCCACACAUUGGCAAACAUUUUGUUCCACCAAUUAUGAAUGAAAUACUUGCUGACUAUGCAAGAAAUGUUCCUGAUGCAAGGGAAUCAGAAGUUUUAUCACUCUUUGCGACAAUAAUAAACCAGUACAAGGUUGCAAUGCAAGAUGAUGUGCCUCGCAUCUUUGAAUCUGUUUUCCAUUGCACUUUGGAGAUGAUCACUAAGAAUUUUGAAGAUUAUCCAGAACACCGGCUCAAGUUUUUCUUGUUACUUCGUGCCAUUGCUACAUUUUGUUUCCGUGCUUUGCUACAGUUGUCAAGUGAGCAACUGAAGCUAGUCAUGGAUUCGGUUAUCUGGGCGUUUAGGCAUACCGAAAGAAACAUCGCUGAAACAGGACUUAAACUCUUACUUGUGUUGCUGAAAAAGUUUCAGAAAUCUGCUUUCUCUAACCAAUUCUACCGGACAUACUUAAUGCAAAUUGAGCAAGAAAUUAUUGCCGUGUUGACCGAUACCUUUCACAAGCCAGAGUUCCAUUGGCAUGUGUUCGUGCUACAGCGCCUAUUUCAACUGGUGGAGAGCGGUGCUUUGACCGAACCUUUGUGGGAUGCUUCAACGGUGCCUCAACAGUAUCCAGAUAACGCCGCCUUUGUUUGUGAUCACACCACCAAGCUUCUAAGCUCGUCAUUCCCCAACAUAAGUGUACCAGAGGUGACAGAAUUUGUGAAAGGACUUUAUGAGUUGAGAGAUCACCCUGUUCCAUUUAAGAAUAACGUACGAGACUUCCUUAUACGGUCCAAAGAAUUUUCUGCUCAGGAUAACAAAGAUUUAGAUGCUGGACCUAUUGCUCCCGACGAGAAUCCAGAUGAGAUGAGUGAUUCAUAAAAAUAUUUAUUUUCAUAGCAAAGUCUUCAAACAAUGUCUUUUUAUAUUAUCUUGGAUGAUUUGGUUUUCUAGUAUAAUUGAAACCUUUGGAGGAUUUUAUGCCAUAAUCAAAU